Molecule: messenger RNA, 636 nt
Organism: Dinoponera quadriceps
Lineage: Eukaryota; Metazoa; Arthropoda; Insecta; Hymenoptera; Formicidae
Product: histone-lysine N-methyltransferase SETMAR-like
Exons: 1
Coding region: 1-636 (211 amino acids)
Molecular function (GO): nucleic acid binding
Source: RefSeq, a predicted model, not a curated record
AUGGGGGUAUCUGUUGCGUCGAAUGCAACCGUAUAUAACUGGAUUGCUGAGUUUAAACUUGGUCAUACCAGCACAUCGAAUGCACGACGCAGUGGUCGUACAAAUGAGGAGACUACACCAGAAAUGAGUGAAAAAAUCCAUAAUAUCGUGUUGGAUGACCCCAAAGUGAAAUUGCGUGAACUAGCUGCCGCUGUGGACAUCUCAUCUGAAUGUAUGUUCAAUAUCCUACACAAACAUUUGGGUAUGAGAAAGCUAACUGCAAGAUGGGUGCUGCGAUUGCUAACAAUUGAUAAAAAAUGUGAACGAGUCCGCACUUCUCAGUAUUGUUUGGACAUGUUUAGGCGCAAAUCAAAGAAAUUUUUGCGUCGAUACAUAACCGUUGAUGAAACAUGGAUCUACCAUUAUACAUCUGAAUCCAAACAACAGUCGGCACAAUGGGUUCCAAAAAGUGGAAAUGCUCCGAAACGACCAAAGACGCAACGAUCGGCUGGAAAGUUUCUGAUUACUGUGUUUUGGGAUGCACAUGGAAUAAUCCUUAUCGAUUAUCUUGAAAAAAGAAGAACUAUCACAGGAGAAUAUUAUGCAUCAUUGUUCGACCGAUUGAAUGAUGAAAUCGAGAAAAAGGGACUCAUUUAG